This is a messenger RNA of Symbiodinium natans, 1020 nucleotides long. The record is from the annotation of a GenBank genome assembly. Lineage: Eukaryota; Dinophyceae; Suessiales; Symbiodiniaceae.
AUGCCCCGGCGACCAGUUCUUGGCCAAGAUGCAUCCUUGGCAUCACCAGCGCAGGAGGCGGAGGCUGCCGGACGCGACCCGGGCUGCGCCUCCGAACACCCCACGCUCGAUGUGAGGGAAAUCAGACCGCAGCAAGUGGCAGCGGAGCCAAAGCAGGCGAUCGCCGCGGAAGACGUCGCGACGAAGAAGAAGGGCGAAAAGAGGAAGCAUGGUAGCAAGUCGGAUGAGAAAGAAAAGCACGGAAAGAAGAGCAAGAAGGACAAGAAGGCUAGCAAGGACAAGGAGCGUCAGAAGGAGAAGCAGUCUCCGCAGAUAUCCACAAACGCUUGCAGCGGCGACGAUGCUAAGGACUUCGAUCUUGAUCAGCUCCUGGCUGGCACUGACCUGUUUGAAGUCGGCUCCACAGAUGAUGGAUACAUGGCUUUGCACGAUUUGCGUAGGAUACUGGAAUCGUGCGUCAGCAACGUGGAGGAGGAACUGGAGGGCUUUCCACGCUCGCGCUGGCUGCUUUCUGUUGCAAUCCAGGCCUUAGUCUUUCCCGUCUGCGUGUGGCUGUCUAUAUGGGCCGCCAAAGCAUCUGGCUGGGACAUGGGUCGCUGGCUUGCAUCUGCCGCACAUGAGCUGCCGAAUGCAUCGCGCUGGUACGUUUUUGCAUUAUUUGGAUCGCAAAGCCGAGACAUGUGCCCUAUGCCUGCAGAAGCCAGCUUCCUCAUGAAGGUGCACCACUAUGUGGUGACCGUGGCCUGCCUCCUUUCUCUACUCGCACCGAAGGGGUUUGGACUCUUCAUUGCCGGCACUUUCGUUCUGGAGCUGGGAUCGAUGUUCUACAAUCUGCGAGUGCUGUACCCAGGUUUCUAUGCCCGCAUCGAACAUUGCUGCCUUGGCUGGAGGACUGCUCUUUCUGAACAUGAAGGACGUGCCCAUGUGGAUGAGGGUUCUCUAUUUUGUGGCCGAUGUCGGAGUGUGUAUAGGCCGCCAGCGCCAUGCUUUGAAGGACGCUGGGCUCAUCGGACCUCGUGA